This is a messenger RNA of Anguilla rostrata (American eel), 1549 nucleotides long. It is a transcript of the gene timd4, whose product is annotated as T cell immunoglobulin and mucin domain containing 4. Bases 1 to 909 code for a protein of 302 amino acids. Gene Ontology annotation, biological process: cytoskeletal rearrangement involved in phagocytosis, engulfment; apoptotic cell clearance. Gene Ontology annotation, molecular function: phosphatidylserine binding. The transcript has 7 exons. Lineage: Eukaryota; Metazoa; Chordata; Actinopteri; Anguilliformes; Anguillidae. The record is from RefSeq and is a predicted model, not a curated record.
AUGGUCAACACGCUCCUGGCAGAGCCCCGCACGAGGCGGAGCCGUCCCGUCCGCACCCCGAGCGCUCCCAGAGUCGCCUCGCCUUCCCUCCCCCCCACCCCUGUCGGGAUGGCUGCUGGUACGAGACUGCUUCACCUGCGCUGGAUCCUCGCCUUCUCUCUGGCAGGACGCACACUGUUAUUUAUCUCCUGUUUUUACGGCGCGGCGGUUUCGGCGCUGGAGGUGCUGGAGGGCGGGUCCGCGAGCCUGUCCUGCCGCUACUCGGUGAAGCGCUACGGGCUGAGCCGCGUGUGCUGGGGCCGCAGCUGCGGCACGCUCUGGUGCGGCGACAUCGUCGCGCAGACCGACGGCGAAGGCGUCGUCUCCAAGGUGUCGGACAGGUACCGCGUGGUGGGCGACGUGCUCGCGGGACAGGUGGACCUGGUCAUCCCCAGGGUCAAGCAGGCGGACAAGGGGCCGUACUGCUGCAGAGUGGACAUCGACGGAUACUUCAACGACAAGAAGGUUUCCUACACCCUGAGGGUUGUGAAAGCUCCUGUGGUGACGACAGUGCCCGUGCCCAAAUGCGCCACCAGCCCCCAGACACCUGCCGUCACAGAAAGUGUGUGGGAGGAGGAGCAAUCAAAUGUCGACACUUCCAAGCUCAACUCCAGCCUGUCCAAGUCUGGAACUGUUGAGGAGAAGCCCAUCCCCAGCCUGUCCCUCCAGGUGAACAUCCCAGUGCUGUCCGUCUCCCUCUGCCUGCUUCUGGUGCUGCUGCUGGGCUCUCUGGCUGUCCUGGGGUUUAAACGGAAGAUCCACAGAAGGUUCUUGAAGAGGGGAAGCCUGUCAACAGUGGAGCCUCGACAUAUCAUCUAUGAAAUCCAGACGAGGAGGCCCGUGGUGGAGAAUAUCUACACCCUGGACUAGGGCUGCAUGGACCACCCCUGCUGAAGAUUCCAGCUAAGACCAGCUGGGAUUCUAAGCCAGUUUAAGGUAGUUUAAACUGAGUUUUUGACACUUCUAACUGGUCAUAGCAGGUCUGUAGCUGGUCAAAGCUUGUUAAACUGGUGGCAUAAGUGGGUGGUCAGACUGGUGGACAAGCUGACUAUAUACUGUAGGCUGAUCAGCUGGUGAACAGGUGGUUGACCAGCUGAAAAUGUAAAAAAAGAAGAAAAAAAAAACCCUUAUAAAAUAAGAAAUCUUAAGUCAGCUUGACCAGUUUAGGCUGGUCUAAACUGAAAUUCUCAGCAGGGACAGUGGCGAUCAGAGCUGGAGAUGACCAGGCCUUCCACGCCAUUCGCACGAUCACCCCCCUGGGGCAGUGUGUACGCGCUGUGGAUAUGCCUGACUGCUGGGAGCCAACCACAAAAGUAAAAAAGAUGACAUGCAGGAUAAUAACUGGUCCAAAUAUUACCUAAAUAACAGAGAUGUGGAUUUUAUUUUCAUAGCUAUACACAGUAUAUUGAAUGUGUGUUUAUAUCCUCAAGCCUUUGGAUUACAAUUAAAAUAUUUCUAACAGCAAAAUAUCUUUGCUAGGGUGUCGCUUUAGGGUUAGUUAUGCAGUUUU